AUGUCUAACAAAGGCGAAAGGCUUCAAUUUGCAUCCGAAUUGUACAAUCUGUCAUCUUACCUGGAGGGAGAAAACGAUGAUAAAUUUGCAGGCGUGGCUUCCAAGGUCGAGGAUCUCAACACCAGCAUUCGAUAUCAGAAAUGGCCGCAGUUCAAUUUGAAGAAAAGCACUGGGCGCACUCGCACUGAUGGGACGGAAGGGCGAUCUGACAAUGGCCAAGAUGGUAAUGGCAGUGAUGAAGACGACGAGUUUGAAGCAGAAGGAUACGAGUUGGUACCUGAUCAUUUUGAGUGUGGAGGCACAUGGGAACCGUUGUACAAGUUACCACCUCACAUACGGACUGUACGUCGUGUAGGGGACUCCAGCGGGACGGAAUUCAUCGCAAAACGAAUCAGCGACAAAUCGAACGAGCUGAAGAUCCUCGAAUUUCUGCGCACGAUAAAGCCGCCAUCGAAUCACAUCAUCACUUUACUCAAAACAAUUAGAACAAGUUUGGGGAAGUACCUCAUAUUUCCGAAGAGAAGCUCCAUCGACGAGGAACUCCAAUUUUACGCUGACGGCGGUGUGCUUCGCGGCAAGUUCGUUCAGCUCAGCCGCGAUCUGGCCAAAGGGCUAGCGUUCCUUCACGAGCACGGAGUAGCUCACCUGGACAUCAAGCCCGAGAACCUUGUCUACACCGUCAGCUUCCGCCUGCAGAUCAUUGACUUUGAUAUCGCUGUCCGAGUCAAGGAUGCAGACCAAGAGAUCAACGAGUACUGUGGCAGUCCCGGAUGGAUGGCGCCGGAAAUUGGGGAGGAGAACGGUCCGCCAACCAUGUACAGUCCCAUCAGGGCCGACAGGUGGUCUUGCGGUCGUGUUUUCUACGUCUUCGCUGAGAGGAUUAGGAGGAACGGGGACAAGGAUGAAGGCCUCAUGGCCUUUGCGACACGGCUGAUGGACAAGAAUCCGCGGCGUCGACCGUCAUUGCUUGAGUGGUCCGAACCGUCCAAUGCGCCGCCAUCGGGCAGUGGAAAUGGGUCGGAAAAGGACGAGGAAGAGAGACCCGAAGCUCGGAAGAGGAACGCUGCGGAGGUCAUUGGCGAAUUGACGAAUCCGGAGAAGAGACGCAAGGUCGAUUGA
Molecule: messenger RNA, 1119 nt
Organism: Laetiporus sulphureus 93-53
Lineage: Eukaryota; Fungi; Basidiomycota; Agaricomycetes; Polyporales; Laetiporaceae
Product: kinase-like protein
Exons: 2
Coding region: 1-1119 (372 amino acids)
Biological process (GO): protein phosphorylation; mitotic DNA damage checkpoint signaling
Cellular component (GO): nucleus; cytoplasm
Molecular function (GO): protein serine/threonine kinase activity; ATP binding
Source: RefSeq, a predicted model, not a curated record